This is a messenger RNA of Microplitis demolitor, 3752 nucleotides long. RefSeq names its product serine/threonine-protein kinase/endoribonuclease IRE1 (gene Ire1). Gene Ontology annotation, molecular function: RNA endonuclease activity; protein serine/threonine kinase activity; ATP binding. The record is from RefSeq and is a predicted model, not a curated record. Gene Ontology annotation, cellular component: IRE1-TRAF2-ASK1 complex. NCBI's taxonomy places the organism in Eukaryota, Metazoa, Arthropoda, Insecta, Hymenoptera, Braconidae. The transcript has 6 exons. Bases 592 to 3519 code for a protein of 975 amino acids. Gene Ontology annotation, biological process: protein phosphorylation; intrinsic apoptotic signaling pathway in response to endoplasmic reticulum stress; mRNA processing.
ACUGUAUACACAACACAACCGCAAAGUGGAAACGUAUUUAUCACUCAUUGGUUGAAUUGAUAAAAUAUAUUGUUAAAUUAUUUGUACUAAAUAUUGAGCCUUGACUAGUUAAAUAAAUGCUUAUCUUUUAAAUAAUUACUGCCUUAAACCAAUUAAGUAUUAAGUAAGCAUGAAAUAUAAAUUUUUUUAACAUUUGUUUGUUGUAACAAAUAAAUAUUUAAAAGUUACAUCUAUUGUUUGUAAGCUCAUAUAAAAUAUUUAAAAAUGUCAUCAUUGACUUAUGACACGAGGAAUUAUAUUUAGAUAACUGACAUACGUUAAAUGAUUACGACAAACCAAUAUUUAAAAUUGGUUAAACAAUUUCAGGAAGAGGUUCCUUGAGAUGCUUCAAAUGACGCAAUUUGUUGCUUGAUGAUGAUUUUCGCAGACUAGUUUAAUUCAAAUAUGUUGCGAAUAAUUUAAAAAUUACUGAGACGUUAAGUCUGGCGGGUUCUUGAAGAAUGAACGGAAAAAACACUUGCGGGUCCAAUCCUGCAUAUCUUAUUUGUAUAACCUAAGUUAUUAUUUACGUAUAUAGAUCGUUUAAAAAGCAUGAUGAUGAUUUUUAAUGUUAAAAUGUGGGUGAAAGCCUGGCUGCUCUGCGUCUGCUGCGUGUUAGCUCAGCAGGAUCCGGAGAACCGCAGUACGAGUUUGAUAUCCGAGCAAGAUGAUCCGCUUUUACUAUUUCUGACAAUCAGUGGGUCGUUCGUUGGUGUUGGUCAACAGUCUGGUAAAAUUCGAUGGCGACAGGACAAUGAACCGGUUGUCAAAGUCCCGUAUGACGUUACCCAAACAUCUCCAAUGUUUUUACCUGAUCCCAAAGACGGAUCCUUGUACUUUUAUGGAGCGGGAUUGGAAGUUUUUAAAAAAUUGCCCUUCACAAUACCACAGCUGGUAGCAAAAAGUCCUUGUCGCAGCAGCGAUGGGUAUCUUUACACAGGAAGAAAGACCGACACCUGGUUCAGCAUUGAUCCAGUGACUGGAGAACGUGAACAGCUAUCGGGUUUCGAUGAGCCUGAUAACACGUGUCCUCUUGAAACGCAAAACACUAUUUUUGUUGGUCGCACCGAGUACAAUAUUAUAAUGGUCGACAGCAAGCAGAAGGAGCGGAAAUGGAACGUCACGUUCUAUGACUACUCGACGGUAAACAUCGAAGGAGAUGAUGACUAUAAUUUCGUUCACUUCACGACUAGUUCCACAGGUCGCGUUGUGACACUGGAUCCAAGAUUUGGAGCUGUCUUGUGGGAACUGGAUCUAGAGAGUCCAGUUAUUUCUGUUUAUACGAUAGACAAUGAUAAUUUAGUAUCUGUGCCUUUUACCAGUGUGUCAGAAGACACGCUGAAUAAUAUACUCGAGCGGUUCAGUUCGAAACCAAAUGACAUACAAUUGUAUCCUGCAUUGUAUGUUGGAGAACACAGACAUGGCUUGUAUGCGUUGCCUUCGCUCGUCGACUCCUCUACUGCGACAAUUUCCUCAAACGCUGGACACCUGAUGCUCGAGGGUCCGCGCGCGAUUUCAAAUUCACAUAAAACUGAUGAUGACAGUGAAAAAAUAUCUGGCAAAGCAAACGAGGAUCAGAAGCUAGACGAGAUACCGCAGAACAAUAAUUUAAUUGUCUUGGGUCACUACAAAAUGUCAGAGUUCAAGCCGCUGAAUCAACCGCUUCAGAUAACCGGCCGUUCGGAUCCAGUUAUUCAGAGCCUAGACAUCCUGAGCAACUCGACGGGGAAAAUAACAAUUGUUCUCUCAAAUCAUGAAGAAAUAAAUGGGACCAAUAGUACCGAGCAUCGCAGCUGGAGCAAAGCCAUCGCCAACAGUUACAAUGUCAGCAAACGCUGGUUGAAUCAACAAGAGAACAAAGACAUUAAAUUGACUCUUGGAAUAGUGAUUUUAAGUGGCUUCACAUUCUUCAUGUAUAUUUUUACUAAAGUCAAAAAGAUUGAGAAUUUAUCCCAAGGCUCCAGGGAAAAUAGUCGGACUAGUAAUUACAGUGGCAACGGAAUCACUUCGAUACCUGAAGACAUCGGAGGUGGCACCGUAAAAGUUGGGAAGAUAAUAUUUAAUAUUGAUGAAGUGCUGGGCAAAGGCUGCGAAGGAACGUUUGUUUACAAAGGAGAAUUUGAUGGCAGGUCUGUUGCUGUGAAACGUCUUUUGCCCGACUGUUUUACCUUCGCCGAUCGUGAAGUCGCUCUGCUGAGAGAAUCAGACGCUCAUGCCAAUGUCGUAAGAUACUUUUGCACAGAGCAAGACCGUAUGUUUCGUUACAUUGCUCUCGAAUUGGCCCAAGCUACCCUGCAGGAUUACAUCGCCGGCAGAUACGAUCGUAAAUCAAUUUCUGUUAAGAAUAUUCUACUUCAAGCAACUUCUGGUCUUGCUCACUUACACUCUUUGGACAUUGUCCACAGAGAUAUUAAACCACAUAAUGUUUUGCUAUCGAUGCCAGGGCCUCGCGGCGAGGUCAGAGCCAUGAUAUCAGACUUCGGAUUGUGCAAAAAAUUACAACUCGGCCGCAUGUCGUUCUCACGGAGGUCUGGCGUAACUGGCACAGACGGAUGGAUCGCUCCUGAAAUGUUAAACGGCGAACGAACGACCUGUGCCGUUGAUAUAUUUUCUCUUGGUUGUGUAUUUUAUUACGUUUUAUCCAACGGCAACCACCCGUUCGGCGAUAACUUGAGAAGACAGUCCAAUAUAUUGUGUGGAGAAAGCAAUCUGUCCAUGCUAAACAAUAUCAGCAACAGUGAUAGAGAACUUGCAUUGAUAUUGAUAAAGUCUAUGAUUGACAGUGACCCUACAAGUAGACCUCCGGCUAUAGCUAUUCAAAAUUAUCCGUUCUUUUGGAAUCCAUCCCGCAUUCUUAACUUCUUUCAGGAUAUCAGUGAUCGAGUUGAGAAAGACGAUGCAGGUAGUCUUGCAUUAAUGGUACUGGAGUCUGGCGGAGAACGUGUAGUUGAAAAAGAUUGGCGCAGUUGUAUCGAUAUCGAAGUUGCCAAUGAUCUUAGAAAGUAUAGAAGCUACAGGGGCGAAAGUGUCAGAGAUCUUCUCCGUGCACUUAGAAAUAAAAAACAUCAUUACCGAGAGUUGACGCCAGAAGCUCAGGCAAGUCUCGGCGAGAUCCCAGUUAAAUUUACCGAGUACUGGUUAUCAAGAUUUCCACACUUGCUAUCACACAGCUGGUGUGUUAUGCAAAAAUUCCGGAAUGAACCGACUCUGCAAGAUUAUUAUCAUAACGAUUACGAAUUUACGACUUAUCAUGCCUAUAAUAUUGUUGAAGAAAUAUCUCUUCGACCUUUAUCAUUUAUAAAUAAUGCUGGGUCAUCAGCAGCAGAAGCUGUCCAACCAGAAUCUCCGAUCCCUCCGUGGAGGAUACGUAACACUAUUGACUGGAGUCCGAAUCGUUCUAGGUUUCGUCCCAACAGAAAAAGACAAGAGAGACGAAAAGCUGAAGGUCCAAUUGUCUGGACUCUACCGUCCGCCAGUUAAGCCUUCCACGGUCUCAAUAAUAUUUAUAUCUUUCUUACGCGAAUUACCGCCAAAAUAUAAUUUAAUAAAUUAAUUAAUUCAUAUUUUUAAUGAAAAUUUGUGAUAAUUACGUCGUAAUCAAAAAAUAUGUCAAAUUUACUGUCAAUUUUUCAUUUUUUCUGCAGUAAUUUUAGAAAUGAUAGCACUAGAAUUUUUUUUCUUUUAUACGUGAGCACAAAUUUUAUUUUUUUCGU